This is a messenger RNA of Mytilus trossulus (common blue mussel), 2102 nucleotides long. RefSeq lists its product as uncharacterized. The transcript has 3 exons. The record is from RefSeq and is a predicted model, not a curated record. Lineage: Eukaryota; Metazoa; Mollusca; Bivalvia; Mytilida; Mytilidae. Bases 121 to 1731 code for a protein of 536 amino acids. Gene Ontology annotation, molecular function: ubiquitin protein ligase activity; zinc ion binding. Gene Ontology annotation, biological process: protein monoubiquitination.
UUACUUCCUUGUUCAAAUUCCUUUCUGUCAAAAUGUUUAAGAUAUGGUCUUACUGAUCAGUUUUGCUACUGUGGAUUCAUCGUUGGAUACCACUUUUCGUGGAUUUUAGAUAAAAAGUUAAUGGCUUCAUCAGUCAUGUCCCUUUGUACAAUUUGCCAUGAUGAAGGAAUCUCCAACUCAGCAGUCACAUGGUGCACAGAGUGUGAAGUUUUCUUUUGUGAAGAUUGUGAAAAACCUCACAGCAAGUCAAGGCUGUCUAAGAACCAUAAAACCAUGUCAGCUGAAGAUUAUCAAAAGUUACCAACAUUCAUGCAAGAAAUAAGUAGCCAGUGCAGAGAUCACAAGAAGAAGUUUGAACUAUACUGUUCAUUCCAUGCAUGUCCCUGCUGUGUCCAGUGCAUCACUGAUAAACACAAGAAAUGUCAAGAUAUGAAACCCUUGUCUGAUAUCAUACAGCAAGUCAAAUCAUCUGCCUCAGUUCAACUUUUUGAAAAAGAUUUGACAAAUGUGAAGGAAAACUUAGAUACAGCCAUAAGGUAUUUGAAAACCAGGAUCAGUACCAUCAAUACUCAGAAAACCAAAACUGUUGAGGAAAUCAGGUAUAUGAGGAAGUCGAUCAGUGAUUACUUAGACAAAUUAGAGCAAGACAUACUUAAUGAUUUAGAGUCUAAACAUUCAAAGCUUAAAUCAAACAUGGCCACUCUCCUGCAACAAAUGGAACAGCGAGCCAGUCAGGUAGACCAAAUGCAGAGCCAGUUUACCAAAAUGACGCAAUAUGCCACAGAGCUACAGAUGUAUAUUGGUCUACGAGAGAUUGAGAAAACUACAACAGAAAUGGCAAAAUACAUAGAAGAUUUAGAAGGUGGAGACCACUUCGGUGAAAAGAAUCUAGAGGUUAAAAUUUCAUCUGCUCUUCAAUCAAUUUUAAAAGAUGUGAAAUCGUUUGGUGAUAUCAAUAUCAAUACCACCUCAUCUUCUCUACAAACAAAAGCUGGAAGAAAAGAUCAAGCUCAGCACUUGGUUCCAAAAGUUUCUGGAAUUGAACAAAUAAAGCCAUCCUUGUUGACAAAACUGACGCUUCCAGAAGAUAUGAAGUCUUUAGAAAUAAGGGCCUGUCUUAUAUUACCUGAUGGUAAAUGUAUGAUACUUGAUUAUAACAAAAAACUACUACUGCGGUUCAGUAAUGAUGGCAUCUUCAUCAGAGAAGUAGUUACAUUAACAGGAUAUCCACGUGAUGCUUACUUUGUCAGAAAUAACACAGUGGCUGUCACAUUAGGCAACACCAACCAGACAGUACUGGUGGAUACAGAAAAGAAUACCGUUAUUCAAACAAUUCAACUUUCUCAUGGUUGUUAUGGAGUAGCAAGUGAUGGUACAACUUUGGUCAUCAGUGAUAGUGUCAACCAGUGUACUACAGUGAAUCUGAGUGACAUGUCUCAUACAAUUAUAAAAGGAAUGGGAGAGGUUUGCCAUGUUUCAUUAUACAAAGGAAAUAUCUAUGGGACCAAUGACAAUGAAAAUAGAGUCUACUGCUAUAAAAUUACAGGGGAACCUGUCUGGACAUUUCAGCACCAAGACAUUGACAGUCCAAUAGGAAUUACAUUAGACAGGAAUGGUUUUGUUUAUAUAGCUUCUCCUGGAAACAACAGUAUCGUGGUAGUAUCACCAGAUGGUAAAGCCUGUAAGACAAUACUAUUGGAGAAGAUGGAAUCAAAUAUCCUUGGGCAAUAGACAUCAAUAGAGAAACAGGACUUAUGAUACUGUCAAGUGAAAUAAGUGAAAAUGGUGGUGAUACAUACUAUGAAACAGCUUGUAUUUAUAAAAUCUAAAACAUUUUUUGUUUGAUAAAUAUUUAAAAAAUUUGUAAGGGUUCCGUGGAACCCAGUGUCUCACCUACUUUUGCUGAAAAUCACAGGCUCAACAAAAAUGAAGGGAAAAAAAUUAAAAUAUUCUUCUUGAUACUAUCUUUUGAUUCUUAGAAGCUUCUGUCCAAGUUUGGUAAAAAUCCGGAUAGUUUAUGAAUCUAAUAAAUGUUUAAAAACGUUAAUUGCUGACUGUAUGUAAUGUUAACUGGAAUUCCAUUUAUAAGUAAAAUACAGAUA